Rhipicephalus sanguineus (brown dog tick) is the source of this 1197-nucleotide messenger RNA. RefSeq names its product optomotor-blind protein-like. Gene Ontology annotation, cellular component: nucleus. Gene Ontology annotation, biological process: positive regulation of DNA-templated transcription. Lineage: Eukaryota; Metazoa; Arthropoda; Arachnida; Ixodida; Ixodidae. Gene Ontology annotation, molecular function: DNA-binding transcription factor activity. The record is from RefSeq and is a predicted model, not a curated record. The transcript is spliced from 5 exons. The coding region runs from base 154 to 1077 and encodes 307 amino acids.
UUCACGCCAAUCAUGAUCCAGACCAUGGGAAUAGCAUGUUUCUUGAGCAGGCUAUAAACACGAGUGACAUUCGCAGCAAGCAGCAGAGGUCACUAGACAUUUCCAGAAAGCGCGCUCGUUCGCUCCGCCACCGACGCCUUCUCCUCAAACCAUAUGGCGUCGGCGUCGGGUCGUGCUGCUGGCUCCAAGGACGUUGUACUCAAAGCUGGACUCGGCAAGGACAGGACUGUCGGCCUCGGCGCGACUCCGGUGGACGACAGCAAGCAGUCGGCGAGCAGCAGUACCGACGAUGGCAGCAGCAACGGUAGUAGUAGCGCGAGCAACAGCCCUACCAGCAGCGGCGGCGGCAGUUCUAGCAGCGAUAGCGCAAACAGUGACGACGAUACCACGUCUGUCACAUCCGAGUCUGACGAUGACGUCGAGAGCGCACCGACCGGCUCUAUGGUGCCAGCCACCGAUGCAGUCGUAGCUUCGAUCGGGUCGGAGAUGGGCACCUACGUCCACCGGGUCCUGGAGCGUCCGAAGGUCAUGCCCAGUGAUCACCCGGAGAAGGUGCACGACUGGUCCGGUUGGCCCACGUUCCCUCCCAAGGCUAACCCCAAUCGCCAGCGGCGCGCGAUCGUGCCCACCAAGUUGCCUCUUGUCAAACACGUCAACAGUGACGAAUUCCGGCCCAUCAUGGAACUGCAGAUAAACAUCCACGGCAGGUUCAUGCAGCCAGCGCCUUCGUUCCGCCUCAACAACUUGAUGGACGACUUGCAGUACACGGUCUGGCUUACCUUCACGGAAUUACACGGGGGUGCAUGCGCUGGUCAGUUCACCCACCCGGAAUCUCCCCGUCCCGGUUCCUUGUGGAACGGCAAGGUGGUCUCCUUCGCUCGGCUGAAGCUCUUCUCCAACGAUGGAUUCAUACACCACCCACCACCCAUCACUCUAAAGAGCAGUACCACCUACCGCAUACAAGUGAACCUUGGAGUCGUGAACGAUAGCGGACACAUCCUGAGCGCGACAGUCGUCCGCCAGUUCGUCGGCGGCAUUUUCUUCGCAGUCAUCCAGACCGCCAAGAAGUCCAGCUGAUGAAACCAAGCUCAGAGCUUUAUUUGCAAUUUGUGUUUCUUGCUUCUAGUCUUGCGCGUGGAUCAUGCGGUCGAUUCAAGAAAGCGCCCUCUAUGUAAAGUAGAGCUGAUUGUUACGUUU